Molecule: messenger RNA, 2943 nt
Organism: Medicago truncatula (barrel medic)
Lineage: Eukaryota; Viridiplantae; Streptophyta; Magnoliopsida; Fabales; Fabaceae
Product: probable protein S-acyltransferase 19
Exons: 9
Coding region: 183-2414 (743 amino acids)
Biological process (GO): protein targeting to membrane; peptidyl-L-cysteine S-palmitoylation
Cellular component (GO): endoplasmic reticulum; Golgi apparatus
Molecular function (GO): protein-cysteine S-palmitoyltransferase activity
Source: RefSeq, a predicted model, not a curated record
CAAUUAUUAUUCCAUUGUUUUGUUUGUGAGUCUUUGUGCAGCUGGAAAUAGAAAGCAACUGAGUGCGGUUGUUUGGUAGUUAAAAGCUUUUUAGAACGAGACGACGAGAGAGUGACACACACUGUCAGUGUAAAUCUGUAUUCUUCUCCAAAGCAACUUCACUUCAGAGUACACAGUCAGACAUGGUCAGAAAACAUGGCUGGCAAUUGCCAGCUCAUACUUUUCAGGUUGUCGCAAUCACUGUAUUCUGCUUGUUGGUGAUUGCUUUCUAUGCUUUCCUUGCUCCGUUUCUUGGAGGUCGUAUAUGGGAAUACACCUUUAUUGGUGUUUACUCUCCUGUGGCACUCAUUGUUUUCAUUCUUUAUGUUAGAUGUACUGCAAUUAACCCUGCGGAUCCAGGCAUUAUGUCUAAAUUUGACCCUAGAGUGAGAAAUAAGUUUGACUCUGCCCAUGAUUUAUUGGGUAAGCAUCAAUCUUCUGAACAUGGUGGUGUUGCUGCAGGGGAGCAUUCUUCCCCGUCAUCUGCUGCUUCUAAAAGGUCUAUGACAAAUAUGAGCAAGAAAAGUUCAGUGGAAGGUCCUGAUAGAGUAGAUGAUUUGAGAAAUCAGAACAACCCAAACUCAUGUGAUGUGAUUGGGGGAAUUUUGUGCAUAUUAUUUUCUCAUGAAGAUUGCCGGAAACAAGAAGCAACAGCUGAUGAACAAGGUGGUGGGGAAGAUGCUCUGUUCUGCACUUUGUGCAAUUCUGAGGUGCGCAAGUUCAGUAAACAUUGUAGAAGUUGUGAUAAAUGUGUUGAUGGCUUCGAUCACCAUUGUCGGUGGCUUAACAACUGUGUGGGUCAGAAAAACUACCAUUCUUUUAUUUCUCUUAUGGCCUUCAGUCUCGCGUGGCUUGUUAUUGAAGCUGGAGUCGGUAUUGCUGUUAUAGUGCGUUUCUUCGUUAACAAGAGAGGAAUGGAAUCUGAAAUCAUUGAUAGACUUGGAAAUGGAUUCUCUCGUCCCCCAUUUGCUGCAGUUGUGAUGGUGUGUACUGCAGUUUCCGUCUUGGCUUGUGUGCCUUUGGGUGAGCUUUUCUUUUUCCACAUGAUCCUAAUCAGGAAGGGAAUCACAACCUAUGAAUAUGUUGUAGCAAUGAGAGCCAUGAGCGAAGCACCUGCGGAUGGGGAUAUUCCACAUAAUGCACUUUACUCUCCAACAGGCUCAACUACAACUGGAUUGAGUGGAGGAAGUUCUCUUGGGUUGCAGUACAAAGGGGCAUGGUGCACCCCUCCUAGGGUAUUUGUGGAUUAUCAGGAUGAAGUUGUGCCUCACUUGGAACCUGGAAUGCUGCCAUCUACUGUUGAUCCAGAUGCAGCUGGUUUUGCAGAAAGAGGGCAAAAGAUGCCAAAAAGACCUGUUCGUAUUAGUGCUUGGAAGCUUGCUAAGUUGGAUUCUCAAGAGGCGGUGAGAGCAGCUGCAAAAGCCAGGGCAUCUUCCUCAGUUUUACGACCUGUAGAUAGCCAUCGUCCACUUGAUGCCGAAUUAAGCUCUAGCGGCAACUUGAGCAUCAGAAGUAGUAUGAGCACAGAGACUGGAAUUAAUAAGGAAACAAAAUAUGAUUUGAGAUUGUCUCCAGUGAGGAAUUCGAUUGCUCCUAGUCAAGGAAGCCGUGACGAGUAUGAAACUGGAACUCAGAGUAUGAGUAGUUUCAGUAGUCCAAGCCAUGUUCAAGAGGCAGUUACACUCAGCCCUCUUCCCCAGGGGCGCACUUUGGGUGGCUUCAGGGCUGGUACUUCAGUUCCUAGUUUGGUGCCUGAGCGGCCUUUAGCUUCUAAAGCUACAUUGCCGAACUUCAAGAACCCGAUAUCCAAUCCUUCUCUUGGAUUUGAUGGAACAGUGAUGCCGAAGGGAACAAGUAACGACCCAUUACUGCUUUCAGCUUCCAGCACGUCCAUUCUGAGAGAUGUGAAACGUACAUCAGUUGUCUGGGAUCAAGAAGCUGGCAGAUAUGUCUCGGUUCCGUCAUUACCUUUAGAAGCUCGAAAUAGGUCAUCCCUGCAAGUAGAAUUGCCAAAUUCAAUUGCUGAAACAAGCAGUAUUGGAAGGAAACCAGUGAUACCUCUGCAGGAGCCGAGGAAACCAGUGAUACCCCGGCAGGAACCGUCGUCAUCUGCACCUAAGUCUCCAAGGCAGCAUGCGCAGAAUCUGAUGUAUACAGGAGAGUCUAUCUUUUUUGGUGGUCCAUUUUUGAGCGUGGCUGCUAAGGAUGGUUUAAAAAAUGAAAGACAUUUGGGGUCAGCGGAGGCCCAUGAUAGUAUAGCAGUAAACUUGCCCCAAGAGCCAAGAUAUAGAAGAGAUUCACAUUCAAAUCAGCUUCCAGUGUUUGUUCCUGGUGGUUUUGAUACUGCUCUUCAACCUCGGUCAGGCAUGAAUUAGCUUAAGAUGAUUGAGAUUCUGAGUUGGACACAGUUUUUUGUUGGAGUCUAAAGGAUAGUGAAGAAGGUUUAGAUGUUAAAAGGAUCCCGUAGACACCAUGUUGGCCUUUCUGACUAUACAUUAUGGCGCACGACAACAUUCUCGAAUUCUCGACUCCAUCAGCUAAUCGGUUGUUUAUCAAAUCAACAUUUAGGUUGGACAUCUGUCAUCUGGCAGUCUGUAUAUUUGAGCUACAUUUCAAUGCCAGUGAGCGUUUGAAAGAAUGAGCUCCAUUCUUCUUCCUGCUGAACAUGCCUUGAGAAAUGUGAAUCUUCCGUUUUGUAGUAAGAUGAAAUCUCAAUGCAGGGCAUGUCACUUCAUUAAGCCCCAGUUCUUAAUAUAAGUCAUUGUAUUGUAGUUUUUGUUUCCCUAGAUGCUAAAAUUGAGUGAUACAUUUUAAAGGUGUAGUGUUUUCAGCAAAAAAUUAAUCAUUUAGAAUGUGAUAAACUAUUUUAUAUUUCAAAAUACAUUUUGCUUUCUACAAGGUAAA